AUGAGUUUUAGAGCAAGGUUGGUGUUGGAAUGUCAAUGGAAGGUAUCGAGCAAUCCUAUAGUUUAUGAUCUUAUGUCUAAAAUGGCAUUUCAACAUAAAAAAAUCAAUGAAAAGACAUGGCUUGAUUCAUAUUCAAGGAGAAGAAAUGGAAAAUUAGUUCCAUCAAUACAAGAGGCAUGGAAGAUAUUAUAUCACACGCUUUAUAAUUGCACAUAUGUAUAUUUGGCUCGAUGAGGAAAAACUAAAACAAUUCAACGCUUCAUUUCUAAAACGACUCAAUUGUUUUCUUAAUUCGGUGCUUAAGCAAUCUGUUCAGCACUGAAUGAGAUGGACAUCUUCGAAUGAUGAAGAUGAAAUAGAUGCCAUGGAUCAAGAUCAAGUAUUAAAUAGGUUUGAAGUAUAUGUGAUCUGUGAGAGGGUAGAGGAAGCCAGCUGUCCACGAAUUUGGUGGGAGGAUACAUAUGCCUAUUGUUACUAGAGUAGUUAAUAAUGACCAAGUUGCCCUUCCAUGUUGGCAGCAAAGAAGACAAAGACAAACAGAUGUAGAUGCUUCUUUUCAAUUAACAAUACUUGAGUUAUAUUUGCAAUAAUGUAGUGUUUUGAGAUUGUAUCGAAUUUAAAUGUUUUGCAAUUAAAUUUACCGUUUUAGUUAUUUUGUAAAUUUAUUGCUUUAGCAAUUUUGUAAAGUGAAAAUUGGGA
Lactuca virosa is the source of this 699-nucleotide messenger RNA. Lineage: Eukaryota; Viridiplantae; Streptophyta; Magnoliopsida; Asterales; Asteraceae. The record is from the annotation of a GenBank genome assembly.